AUGCUUGCUGGCUUCAUCUUCCUGCUCCUACUCACAGAAUUAAUCAAUGGUAGCUGCAACUAUUUGGACCUUUUCACGAAUUUGUACCCUAAAGGUAAGGCGCAGAACACCAUGACCCGGCCUGUUAAAAACUACACAACAACCACUGAAGCACUCCUGGCUGUACUCAUCUAUGCCAUUCUAGAUUUGAACGAGAAGGACCAGAAAUUUGUAUCAUACAUCUGGAUUGACAUGCUUUGGCGCGAUGAGCACAUUUCUUGGAAUCCUAUGGAUUUCUGUGAUAUUGAGAACAUUACAAUCCCUUCUAAACAAUUGUGGACACCAGACCUAACCAUUGAAGAGAUGACAGAGAAAGACAAGGCCUCUGCGAGUCCUUAUGUAAUUGUUUUCAGCAGUGGUCGAAUCUGGCUUAGGAAUGACAUGAUGGUGAUCAGCACCUGCAAGAUGAAUGUUUACAAAUUCCCCUUUGACAAUCAGAGCUGCAACCUCUCCUUCAAGUCUGCCAUGUUCACCAACAAGGAAAUUCGGUUUCUUCCAUGGGAUAACUCUUCACGGAGCACUAAUUGGACUCUUUCGAUGAUUCGUUCCCAGUCUGAGUGGCUGUUCAUCAAUACAGACAUCACCAACAAAACUGUCAACAAUUUUGGACUCAACCAGAGCAUGAUGGUUUUCACUAUCCACAUGAAGAGGCGCUCUGUCCUCUAUGUUGUCAACUUCAUGCUGCCCAUCCUGUUCUUCUUGGGUCUGGACUUGGCCUCCUUCCUCAUCUCAGACAGCGGCGGAGAGAAACUGGGCUUCAAGGUCACUGUGCUGCUUGCUGUCACUGUGAUGCAACUUAUUCUGAAUGAAAUUCUGCCUUCUUCUUCAGACAGGAUCCCACUCAUCGCAAACUACAUUGUUGGGAUUUUUGGUUUGAUGAUGCUCAGCCUCACAGAGACGAUUGUGGUGAUGUACCUGUUGGAGAAAGACUUGAAAGAAAACGAGCCAAAUGGAGACCAAAACCUGAGUGAGGACUGUGGAGACAAACAAGGCAAAACCAGCCUUGAUGACUGUUUCAGGGGCAUAAAUACAUGGAUUCACUCUGCCUGUGUCUGUGAUGUGUCUGCUGGUAAAACACCACCCGAAGUGCUGCCAUUGCCCCAAGAGGUCAACAUUUUGCAAUUCCGUCCAGAAGAAGUGCCCCAGGAAAACGCAUUUGAAGAUAUAAAAAGCUAA
Acanthopagrus latus (yellowfin seabream) is the source of this 1215-nucleotide messenger RNA. Its product is annotated as 5-hydroxytryptamine receptor 3A-like. The record is from RefSeq and is a predicted model, not a curated record. Gene Ontology annotation, cellular component: synapse; membrane; neuron projection. The coding region runs from base 1 to 1215 and encodes 404 amino acids. Gene Ontology annotation, molecular function: neurotransmitter receptor activity; transmembrane signaling receptor activity; extracellular ligand-gated monoatomic ion channel activity. The transcript has 10 exons. Lineage: Eukaryota; Metazoa; Chordata; Actinopteri; Spariformes; Sparidae. Gene Ontology annotation, biological process: signal transduction; chemical synaptic transmission; nervous system process.